Molecule: messenger RNA, 5132 nt
Organism: Carcharodon carcharias (great white shark)
Lineage: Eukaryota; Metazoa; Chordata; Chondrichthyes; Lamniformes; Lamnidae
Product: zinc finger protein 91-like
Exons: 3
Coding region: 679-3498 (939 amino acids)
Source: RefSeq, a predicted model, not a curated record
AGAAGAUCCAGCUGAGAGAGCUGUUUACUGGGUGCUUUGUGCUGAACUGUUUGACUGGAGCUGUGUGUUGGAUAUUGAGUGUGUUUAUUGGAAGCAUUUCCCUUCUGAUUUACAGGCUGAGUUUUGUUGAUGGGUCAUUACUGAAUAUGAGAAGAAGGAUUGCAUCGUACUACACCAGAGAAUACAGAGAGAUACACACCACAGAUAGAUCCUGACCAUCACCCAAGGAACAACUACACAACUGUGGGAAGACAUCCAGUCCCUUCACAGCAUUGCUCAACACAGAAAAGGUUGGGCAGUAAAACCAUCAUCUGGAAAUCAGUCGGGUCAGGGGAGCUUUGACAAAUCAUCAGAUCUGAAACUGGUCAGUGGUGUGGAACCUUCCAUCAUAAGCAACCUUUCCAAAGGUUCAGCUGUGGGCGAUCGGUCAGGGUGAGGCUGGGAAGAAGUGUGAGCAGCCCCAAGUGUGAUGAGAGCUUCAAUCAUUUAUCGAGCCUUAUGAAUCACUGACUCAUUCCUACAGGCGAGAGGCUGUUCAAGUGUGAGGUAUGUGAGGGGGAUCCACAGACUCACAUGCACUGCCAAAAGAGGGUUCAUCUAUUGUAGAACUGUUAAAACAAGGACAGCAACAUGGAUGGGAAGUGAUCCACGUGCGAGUUUUGUGUCAAAGCUUUUGUGAUGUCUUCGAGCCUCCUGACACACCAGAGGAUUCACACAGGAGGGAAACUAUUCAGAUGUGAGGUGUGUGACAAAUCGUUCUCCAAGUCAUGGAGCCUUCUCGUGCACCAACGCAGUCACACAGGGGAGAAACCAUUCACGUGUGAGGUGUGCAACAAAUCAUUCUCACAGUCAUCGGCCCUCCAUGUGCACCAACGCAGUCACACAGGGGAGAAGCCAUUCAGGUGCGAAGUGUGUGACAAAUCAUUCUCUAACUCAUCACACCUCCGGGUACACCAAUAUAUUCACACUGGCAAAAAACCGUUCAUGUGCAAGGUAUGCAACAAAUCGUUCUCAAUGUCAUGGGCACUGCUCAACCACCAACGUACUCACACAGGGGAGAAACCAUUCACGUGCGGGAUUUGCAAGAAAUCAUUUUCGCGUAAAACAACCCUCCUUGAACACCAAUACAUUCACACCGGGGAGAAGCCUUACACGUGUGAAGUGUGCAACAAAUCAUUCUCAUACCCAUCGAUUCUCCGUGUACACCGGCGCAUUCACACAGGGGAGAAACCGUACAAGUGCGAAAUGUGUGACAAAUCAUUCUCACAGUCAGGAAAGCUCAGGACACACCAGCGGAUUCACACAGGGGAGAAACCAUUCAGGUGUGAGGUUUGUGAGAAGGCUUUCACCUGCUCCUCUGAUCUCCUGAUGCACCAGAGGAUUCACACAGGCGAGAAACCCUUCAAAUGUGAGGUGUGUAACAGAUCAUUCUCAAAGUCAUCAAACCUCCUCCAACACCAACACAUUCACACAGGGGAGAAGCCAUUCACGUGCGGGUUAUGCAACAAAUCAUUCUCGUGGUCAACGACUCUCCUCGAACACCAAUACAUUCACACCGGGGAGAAACCAUACACCUGUGAAGUGUGCAACAAAUCAUUCUCCAUCUCAUCGACUCUCCUCGUACACCGACGCAUUCACACAGGGGAGAAACCAUUCACGUGUGAGGUGUGUCACAAAUCAUUCUCAAAGUCUUCAAACCUCAGGAAACACAAACGCAUUCACACAGGGGAGAAACCAUUCAGGUGUGAGGUUUGUGAGAAAGCUUUCACCCAAUCAUCUGAUCUUCUUAUACACCAGAGAGUACACACAGGGGAGAAACCCUUCAGGUGUGAGGUGUGCAACAAAUCCUUCUCAAAGUCAUCAAUCCUCAUUGAACACCAACGCAGUCACACAGGGGAGAAACCAUUCACAUGCGAGCAGUGUGACAGAUCAUUCUCACAGUUAUCGAACCUCCGCAGGCACCAACGCAUUCACACUGGGGAGAAACUGUUCAAGUGUGGGGUGUGUGACAAAUCAUUCUCAAACUCAUCGUCCCUCCGAACACACCAACGCAUUCACAAACAAGAGAAACCGUUCGCGUGCGAGGUGUGUGACAAAUCAUUUUCGGGGUCAUCAAGCUUCCGCAGACAUAAACGCAUUCACACCAGCCUGAAGCCAUUUAAGUGUGAGGUGUGUGACAAAUCAUUCUUAUGUUUAUCUGCCCUCAGCGCACACCAACGCAUUCACACAGGGGAGAAACCAUUCAGGUGUGAUGUUUGUGAGGUGGCUUUCAUCCACUCCUCCGAUCUCCUGAUCCACAAGAGGAUUCACACAGGGGAGAAACCAUUCACAUGCGAGGUUUGCAGCAAGUCUUUCUCACGGUCAUCGAGCCUCCAUGCACACGAACGUAUUCACAUUGGAGAGAAACCAUUCAUGUGCCAAAUGUGCAACAAAUCGUUCUCAGCCUCAUCAACCCUUCGAGUACACCAACGCAUUCACACAGGGGAGAAACCCUUCAUGUGUGAGGUAUGCAACAAAUCAUUCUCACGGUCAACCACACUCCGCAAACACCAGUACAUUCACACAGGGAAGAAACCAUUCAUGUGCAAGUUGUGCAACAAAUCAUUCUCGGCCUCAUCAGCCCUCCGUAUACACCAACGUAAUCACACUGGAGAGAAACCAUUUGUGUGCGAGGUGUGCAACAAAUCAUUCUCAGACUUAGCAAUCCUCCGCGCACACAAACGCAUUCACACCGGGGAGAAACCAUUUACAUGCAAGAUAUGUAAUAAAUUAUUUUCACGGUCAUCAAACCUCAUUGCACACAAACGCAUUCACACCGGGGAAAAACCAUUCACGUGUGAGCUGUGUGAUAAAUCAUACUCCUGGUCAUCAGCCCUCCGUGCACACCAGCGUAUUCAUACAGGUGAGAAACCGUUCACAUGUGAGCUGUGUAAUAAAUCCUUCUCGGACUCAUCGGCCCUCUGUGCACAUCAACGCAUUCACACAGGGGAGAAACCAUUCACUUGUGAGGUAUGCAACAAAUCAUUCUCGUGGUCGUCAGCACUCCAUGCACACCAACGCAUUCACACAGGAGAGAAACCCUUCAGGUGUGAAGUUUGUGAGACUGCAUUCACCUAUUUCUCCGAUCUCCUAACACACCAGAGGAUUCACACAGGCGAGAAACCAUUCACGUGCGAGGUGUGUGACAAGUCAUUCUCACGGUCAUCGAACCUGCGUGUACACCAACGCAUUCACACAGGGGAGAAACCAUUCACAUGUGAGGUGUGUGACAAAUCAUUCUCACAGUCAUCAAAACUCCUGCUCCAUCAGAGAAUUCACACAGGGGAUAAACCACUCACAUGCAAGGUUUGUGCCAAACCAUUCUCGGAGCCAUCAAACCUCCGCAGACACCAACACAUUCACACAGGGGAAAAACCAUUCAGGUGUGAGGUGUGUGACAAAUCGUUCCUGCAGUCAUCGAAACUCCUGCUCCAUCAGAGGAUCCAUAUAGUGGAGUAACACUUGAUGUGUGAGGUUUGUGAGAAAUCUUUUGUGACACUUUCAAUCCAACUGGAACACUAGCAGCUCUACACUGAUGGGAAACCAUUCAGGUGUGAGGUGUGUAACAAGGCUUUCACACAGUCAGCGUAUCUCCUGGUCCAUCUACACACACACAGGGGAGAAAUCCUAUCGGUGUAAGUUCUGUAAUAAAGCCAUCACACAGUUGUCAGACCUCCUGGAACAUCAGGUGAACCCUCACAGAAGACAAACCUUUUCAGUGUGACAUGUGACAGGAUUGUUUCACCUACUCCUCUCUCGCCAUAUAACGACGUCUCCACACGGACUUGGAGCCGGGUCACCUGCUUCCGUUACACUGAGAGUUGUCUGUUGUUUACCCUCCAGUGCUCGCACAGGGGAACUUUCGUUCUAAAGCAUUGUCUGUCUCAGCAGUGUCUGUCCCAAACCUCUCCCACCAUCAGUCCAAUUGGUUCAACAAGGCCAUUUUAACCUUUGACCAGAUCAUCAAACAUCACUGAUGAAGGCAUCAAUAUGCAUAGAAGCUCCUGUCCCAUAGAAACUCAGCAUCCUUUCAGUGCAGCAUCAGGUACAAGUCACUCAUUGACUCUCACUUUGACCAAGAAGGCAAUCAGGUGGUUAGAAAGGUUUCAGCUUCUCAUCUACCACAUAUAUAUUUCUAUCAUCUCUGCUUUGUGCUCCAACGAUUGGAUAUCCAAGAAACUUCAUCACAAUCCUGCAAUUGCUUCAUGAUGAUGUGACUGCAACUGUUUUGAGUAGGAGAUCUGAAACAGAAGCCUUCAAAAUCCAGACUGGUGUCAAGCAAGGCUGUGUGAUAGCCCCCAUUCUAUUUACAAUCCACCUAACAGUGGCUAUUCACCUCAUCAAAGAUCAACUGUCCUCUGGUGUCAGUAUUAAAUACCAUCUAGAUGGGAACUCAUUUACCUCGGUCACCUCUGUGCCAAAACUAAACUGACCACCAAAGAUACACAUGAUCUACAAUUUGCAACUGACUGCAGUGUCGUUGUCCACUCUGUAACCGGUCUGCAAACAACUCCCGAUCUCUUCAAUUCUGCAUGUGUUUGUAUGAUGGAAACGAGCUCCAUCCUGUGCCAGUAAAGCUCAGUGUCAUUUUUGACCAUCAGAAUUCGGAGCCAGACUAAAGCACAGGGAUUUUAAAGAAACUUCUGUCUGUAGUAUUCUGAGAGAGUGUCCCCUGAUGUGAGUGUGUGUGUUAGUAAAGUGAGCCAGCUCUCAGGAGUGGGUAUGGGGUAGAAUCAGAUCCUGCUUUAGUUGGUGAUGUGAAUUAUAGACAGAUCCUCUUCAGGUGAUAGGUGUUUGACUAAUUCCAUGGGGAAUGUUUGUACUCCCCUGUCUGGGAGGACUACUAUCCUGAAUAUGGUGAGGGAGUGCGGUGAGUCUCUACAGAACUGCGUUCCCUUAUCCCAUCAAACCUCGAUGUAAUAACAGUGUGAUAUAAUCACCUUACACUCUUCCAAGAUUCAUUUCAUAUUCUGGGAAAGAUCUUGAGUCAUUUUCAAAUGCUUUGUUAUUUUGAUUGACUCAAAGUUUGGUGUGAGCUGAAUAUUGUGUUUGUCUUCUGUAUUGUUUUUAUAACUCAAUAAAUUAUUUUCUUA